Cucumis sativus (cucumber) is the source of this 1389-nucleotide messenger RNA. RefSeq names its product CBS domain-containing protein CBSX1, chloroplastic. The transcript is spliced from 8 exons. The record is from RefSeq and is a predicted model, not a curated record. NCBI's taxonomy places the organism in Eukaryota, Viridiplantae, Streptophyta, Magnoliopsida, Cucurbitales, Cucurbitaceae. Bases 312 to 1031 code for a protein of 239 amino acids.
AUAUUAUUUUUGAACUCUAAGGCUAAAACCCCAACAUCACACAUCGUGUGUCCUCUCAUUGAUUAAAGUCACCGAAACGUUCAAUAUCUCCGACCGACUAGACGGGGAUUUUUCUCUCCAUUAAAACGCCUUUUUUUCUCUUGGAAAAGUGUUCUUGUUUCCUAUCCUUACACGGAUCGGAAGCUAAUUACAACCUAAUUCUCCGAUUCCACCUUCACUCUGAAAAUUUCCCGGUUGUAUUUCUCUUCCGUUCGCUGGAUCAGCCAUUGAUUCGUUUGAAUUUCUCUGUUACUCCUCAAUCAUCUAGCAAAAUGAGCUCCAUCUCUCUCUCCAAUUCACAUCCUCUUGCGCGCCCUUAUCCUCAUCAUCUUCCUCACUCUCACCGUCAACAAUGGUGCUCCCGCCCUCUGCUUUCGACCAAUUCUCUUUCUAAGCUACACCGGUUUGGGAUCUCCGACCGAUUCCCCGCUCGACCUCCCUUGCCUUUGGUUCUUGCUUCUUCUGGAGCUGGCGUCGUUGAUUCCUUUCCGCUCAGAGGAACAUAUACGGUUGGUGAUUUUAUGACGAGAAAGGAGAAUCUAUAUGUUGUUAAACCUACAACAACAGUUGAUGAAGCAUUAGAGGUCUUGGUGGAAAAGAGAAUAACUGGCUUUCCUGUUGUCGAUGAUGAUUGGAAUCUGGUUGGAGUUGUCUCAGAUUAUGACUUAUUAGCACUUGAUUCCAUUUCAGGUGGUACUCAGAGUGAUACCAAUCUGUUUCCUGAUGUGGAUAGUUCGUGGAAAACAUUCAAUGAGAUCCAGAAACUGCUCUGUAAAACAAAUGGUAAAGUUGUUGGAGACCUAAUGACAUCUUCUCCACUAGCUGUUCGUGAAACUUCAAAUUUAGAAGAUGCUGCCAGGUUGUUGCUUGAAACAAAAUAUCGUCGAUUGCCGGUAGUCGAUGCUGAUGGCAAGCUGGUGGGGAUCAUUACUAGGGGAAAUGUUGUUAGAGCUGCUUUGCAAAUAAAACGAGCUGCUGAGAGGUCAACAUAAUUCUAGAAAUUUUCGCAGGUGCCGCUUUGAGGUAAAUGCUACUAGGAAGCGUAUCAUUAUUUGUAGAUCACGAUUGUAGUGCCUUAUAGUUUACGUCGGGUUUGGAUUGUUACAAAUAUAUGAACUUGUGUUUUCCAUCCUGAAGUAAACUAGAGGUUGAAAGGGAAGUUUAUUGAUUCUCUAAGAUUCUUUCUUCCCAAUUUCCUAACUAAGAAAUGUCGGUCUAUGUCAAUAUUUGGGUAUCCCAGCAUUUCAGGUCAUCCCACUGAAAGAUUUCUCUAUUAAGUUUGUCAUUUCAGUUGGAACCUCAUUUUCUAAAUUUUUCUAAUACAUUUUGAAUAUGAUUAGCAUCUGUGUA